This is a messenger RNA of Hibiscus syriacus, 942 nucleotides long. RefSeq names its product ras-related protein RABF2a-like. Bases 134 to 736 code for a protein of 200 amino acids. Lineage: Eukaryota; Viridiplantae; Streptophyta; Magnoliopsida; Malvales; Malvaceae. Gene Ontology annotation, molecular function: GTP binding; GTPase activity. The transcript has 7 exons. The record is from RefSeq and is a predicted model, not a curated record.
CUUCUUCAACAAUCCAAUCCACAGUUCUCAGUUUCAUUUUGCCUUGACUGCAUAAUUUUUUAUUUAUUUUAUUGAUUUUUUUUCGAUCUGUUUGAUUUGGCAAACACAUAAAUCUGAUUGACAAGAAGAUCCCAUGGCCACCACUGGAAACAAGAACAGCAAUGCUAAAUUAGUUCUACUUGGGGAUGUCGGAGCCGGAAAAUCGAGUCUUGUUUUGCGUUUUGUUAAAGGGCAAUUCCUCGAGUUUCAGGAGUCGACCAUAGGAGCAGCUUUUUUCUCCCAGACGGUGGCGGUGAAUGAUGCAACUGUAAAGUUCGAGAUUUGGGAUACCGCCGGCCAAGAGAGGUACCAUAGCUUGGCACCAAUGUAUUACAGGGGAGCUGCAGCAGCGAUCAUUGUUUACGAUACAACGAAUCAAAUGUCAUUCGAGAGAGCCAAAAAAUGGGUCCAGGAACUUCAAUCACAAGGCAAUCCUAAUAUGGUAACAGCACUUGCUGGGAACAAAGCUGAUUUACUCGAUGAAAGGAAGGUGGCAUCGGAGGAAGCAAGCACUUAUGCCCAAGAGAAUGGCCUUUUCUUCAUGGAAACUUCUGCAAAGACUGCAUCCAAUGUCAAUGACAUUUUCUACGAAAUAGCUAAAAGAUUACCUCGAGUGCAGCCAGCACAAAACCCUGCUGGAAUGGUUCUCACGGAUAGACCUGCAGAACGGACAGCAAGCGCUUCGUGUUGCUCAUAAACAAAAGUAUGUAUCUUUGAAGUAGCUCAUGUAAGGUUUUCUGCAAUCGAAAGCUCUUUCCUUAAUAUAUAUGAUCGAUAUAUGUCGAUAACAUCAAUCUGUUAGUUGUGCUGGAGAUUAGUUUUCUUUGUGUCAUGACUUAUGUCAAUGUUGAUGUAUAAUUAUCAUAAUAUGCCCGAAUGUGAAUUCGACAACCGUUUCGUAAC